Messenger RNA from Plenodomus lingam JN3, 405 nucleotides. NCBI's taxonomy places the organism in Eukaryota, Fungi, Ascomycota, Dothideomycetes, Pleosporales, Leptosphaeriaceae. The record is from RefSeq and is a predicted model, not a curated record.
AUGGCCUGGCUGAAGCCGCAGCGAACCACCAAGAGCAACAGCAUCCUUGCCGCCCAAACCGUCACCGAACUGGCUACUGUCGCGAAGCACACAAAGCCCCGCAAGGGUGGCCGCCGUGGGAAGCGCAAAAUGGAAGAUCCAAACUAUGCCUACAACGAAGCACUCCAAGCUGUCGAAGCUCACGACGCGGAGGGCGAUGGUGAUGCUGAGGAAGACCACGAUGCCGUACUCGAUGAUGAAGUCGCAAAGAAGAAACAGGCCAUUGACAAGCUUGCUGAGAUUGAGAAGAAGUUCAAGCUGUUCCGCUCUGUGACGAGCAAAUGGCCCAGCUCGAACGGGAAAUGGAGAUGCUCAGGCAGCCAAAUUGCGUUCAUCCAGAAUACCUUGCCAUGGUCAAGUGUAUAG